Messenger RNA from Ictidomys tridecemlineatus (thirteen-lined ground squirrel), 2469 nucleotides. Lineage: Eukaryota; Metazoa; Chordata; Mammalia; Rodentia; Sciuridae. The record is from RefSeq and is a predicted model, not a curated record.
AGCCGCCGUAGUCGCCUCAAGGGGGAGGAAACGGGGUCAGGGACUCGGCGGACCAAUCGUGGUCCGAAGAAGCGUCGGAGGCCACUAAUCAGAACCCGCCCGGGGGGUGGAGCCUCCGGCUCAGGAGCCGGGAGAGGGGAGGGAGGGGGAGAGAAUGGAGCGCUCGCCAACGGCCGACGCUCCGGGCCGGCCCACCCCGCGCAGCCGCAUCCAAUCACAAUGCUCAGAACUGGAGAUGGAGCCAAUCAGGUCCUACCAGGAGGCGGGGACACCGGUACUCUACUAAGAGAGAUAGAGACUGAGACCACAAGCCGGAGGCACGUGGUCCUCUUCUAACGAAGGCCAAUCGCAAGCAGAUACAGGCGAGUGACUGUCAAGAAGGCCAAUUAGCGCCUCCGGAGGGAACCUGGCCCGGCCUCUUCUCUGAGGGACGGCUCUACCUACCAAUAGCAUGGGCGAGAAGGCGGUCCCUUCGCUAAGAAGGAGGCGGGUGAAGCGGAGCUGUCCUUCUUGUGGCCCAGAGCCAGGAGGUGAAGAGAAGAAGGGAAGAGGGAAUCCUAUUUCUGUUCAGUUGUUUCCCCCAGAGCUGGUGGAGCAUAUCAUCUCAUUCCUCCCAGUCAGAGAUGUAGUCGCCCUAGGCCAGACCUGCCACUACUUCCAUGAAGUGUGCGAUGCUGAAGGAGUGUGGAGACGCAUCUGCCGCAGGCUCAGUCCACGCCUUCGAGAGCAGGGUUCUGGGGUCCGGCCCUGGAAGAGAGCUGCCAUUCUUAACUGGAGAUUAGGGGAGAAGACUGAUCCAGAAAACAGAUCCACAGCUGGGGACACGAAGGGCCUGUAUUUUCAGGCAUUUGGUGGCCGCCGCCGAUGUCUCAGCAAGAGUGUGGCCCCCCUUCUAGCCCAUGGCUACCGCCGUUUUUUGCCCACCAAGGAUCAUGUCUUCAUUCUCGACUACGUGGGGACCCUCUUCUUCCUUAAAAACGCACUGGUCUCCUCUACCCUUGGCCAGAUCCAGUGGAAGCGGGCCUGCCGCUAUGUUGUAUUAUGUCGUGGAGCCAAGGAUUUUGCCUCAGACCCAAGAUGUGACACAGUUUACCGUAAAUACCUCUAUGUCUUGGCCACUCGGGAGCAGCCAGGAGUGGUAGGCACAACCAGCAGCCGGGCCUGUGACUGCGUGGAGGUCUAUCUGCAGUCCAGCGGGCAGCGGGUCUUCAAGAUGACAUUCCACCACUCCAUGAGCUUCAAACAGAUUGUGCUGGUUGGUCAGGAGACCCAACGGGCUCUAUUGCUCCUCACAGAGGAAGGAAAGAUCUACUCUUUGGUAGUGAAUGAGACCCAGCUGGACCAGCCACGCUCCUACACAGUUCAGCUGGCCCUCAGGAAAGUGUCCCGUUGCCUGCCUCACCUGCGUGUGACCUGCAUGGCUUCCAACCAGAGCAGUACCCUCUACAUCACGGACCAGGGGGGAGUGUAUUUUGAGGUGCAUACCCCAGGGGUGUAUCGUGAUCUCUUUGGGACCCUUCAAGCCUUUGACCCCUUGGACCAGCAGAUGCCACUCGCUCUCUCACUGCCUGCCAAGAUCCUAUUCUGUGCUCUUGGCUACAAUCACCUUGGCCUGGUGGAUGAAUUUGGCCGAAUCUUUAUGCAGGGAAAUAACAGAUAUGGGCAAUUGGGAACAGGGGACAAAAUGGAUCGAGGGGAACCCACACAGGUACAUUAUCUGCAAUGCCCCAUUGCCCUGUGGUGCGGCCUCAACCAUUCCCUGGUGCUGAGCCAGGGCUCGGACUUCAGCAAGGAACUUCUGGGCUGCGGCUGUGGGGCUGGAGGCCGCCUCCCAGGCUGGCCUAAGGGGAGUGCCUCCUUCGUCAAGCUCCACGUCAAGGUUCCUUUGUGUGCCUGUUCCCUCUGCUCCACCAGAGAGUGCCUCUACAUGCUGUCUAGCUAUGACAUCGAGCACUACCCUGCCUAUAGGGACCUGCCAGCCAGCAGGGUGGUGGGGAGCCCUGAACCCAGCCUGGGGACUGGAGGCCCCCAGGACCCUGGGGGGGCAGCCCGGGCCUGUGAGGAGUACCUCAGCCAGAUCCACAGUUGCCCCACCUUACAGGACCGCAUGGAGAAGAUGAAGGAGAUCGUGGGCUGGAUGCCCUUGAUGGCCGCACAGAAGGAUUUCUUCUGGGAGGCCCUAGACAUGCUGCAGAGGGCUGCUGGUGGUGUUGGCCCAGGCCCAUCAACCCCUGAGAGCUGAUUCCCCUCUCCCAACCUCACCCCUGGAGGGAGUCUGGCCCCGAGCCAGGGGCUAAGGAGAGAUGGAGUGGUGACAGUGAACACUGUGUGCAUGUGGGGAUGGGUCACAGGGGGUAGGGCAGGGAACUCUUUUGUAAAAUGUUCAGGGGGCUGCCCAGGAGGGGCCUCCAGUCUGACUAUCAUGGACAAGAGAUUUGAUGGACAAAUAGAAUAAAAGGCUGAAGCGAG